Stegodyphus dumicola is the source of this 1942-nucleotide messenger RNA. RefSeq lists its product as uncharacterized. Gene Ontology annotation, biological process: cobalamin transport. Gene Ontology annotation, molecular function: protein binding; cobalamin binding. Lineage: Eukaryota; Metazoa; Arthropoda; Arachnida; Araneae; Eresidae. The record is from RefSeq and is a predicted model, not a curated record.
UUCUCACUACAGACUCUUUUUGUUUUCAACAUGUUGGCAACUGUGUUGAUCCCGUGUUUUGUUUUUGUUUCCUGGAGUUAUGGCGCUCUUAAUGUAGAAAAUCGAGGAGCUGCAAGAUGUUAUUGGCCUCAGUUUACUUGCGAUGAUGGUACGUGUUUACACUUUCGCAGGUGGUGCGACUCGCGAGCGGAUUGUGAAGAUAGUUCUGACGAGAAGUAUUGCGCCCUAGUCACUGAUAACGACGAUGAUCCAAACAAGUGCGGAAGCAACUUUUUCAAGUGUAGAGAUGGACCUUGUAUACCGAUGGAAGGAAAAUGUGAUGGUUUUCCUUCUUGUAGAGAUUCUUCAGACGAAACUGAUUGUCAUUCUUCUGAAGUGCCGGAGGAAACAACACAUCUUGCAAUGACGUCUAAUUCCAGUAUCUCUCAAGUACAAAAACUGAAUCGUAGUGACUUCACAGAACAGAAUGUAAGCGUCACUACACAAGCCUAUAAUACAGCUCAGCUGUCUAGUGAUAAUUACAACUUUUCGUCCGAAUUUCUUCCUUCACCUGCUGCAGUAAACCAAGAAGUACAAAAUGGGUUCAAUGCUUUUCCUCAUGAAAACCACAUAUUAUCAGAUAAUGACUAUCUUGUUUCACUCCGCAAAUCGAAACAAAAUUUAGAUUUGGAGCUCGAAUUGCCUACAUCUGGUUUUGAAGAAAUGGAUGUGAAAAUGGUUUCUGAUCAGAGAUACAAAGCUGAAGCAUGGUUGUUAUCUCGUAAUGAUGCUGACGAUGGUUGGGGAGAGGAAACGUCGCGAGUUAUUGCUGCCCUAGCUUUAUCCGAUUUACCAGCACUUCGCACUCAAACAGAAAAGGGUAUCUUGAUGAAGAAGCAACUUCAUCUUCAGCUGGCUGUAGCUCUCACCAGGAAUGCUACAACUCCAGUGACACUGAGCGAACUUGCGUUAUAUAUUAAUGCCCUACUAGCAACUUGCGGCAACCCACGCAACUUCCAUGGUACAGAUUUGAUCGAAAUCUUCAAGCAGAGAGUGGAUGCAGCUCGGAAUACUGGCCGUUUUGUGAGCCCAGUAAUUUACUUGACACUGUGUGUUAGCAAUGCUACAUCUUCUACCGACCUGAAAAACCUGGAAGAAUUCCACUUGAGCAAUAAUACUAAUCAAAACAGUAUUAGCUUUCAUGCAAUGGCAGCUUUGGCAGAAAUAUGUACUGCGAGGAUGUCCAAAUUUGAAGGUAUCGAAAUAAAGUACCAUUCACUGCGAAACCUUCUGCGUGACAUACGGAAUGAGCUACCAGGGAAUGUGUACGAACUGGCACUGCUUGCACAGGCCCUAAAUGAAGCUCAUAUUAAUAAUACUUUCUGGAAAAGAGAUCAAGCAUUGGAAAUGAUUUUGCGUAGCCAAGAUGCAAAUGGUUCUUUUGGAGAUAUACUAUCAACUUAUUACGUACUGCCUGUUCUAGCUGGUCGAUCCCUGGUUUCGCUUGGAUCUCGCUGCUCUAAUUUUAGCGUAGAAGCAGCACCGAGCUCAAAAACGAAUAGGAUCUACGUUCAAUAUUCUUUAUAUUUUGGAAAUCCGGUAGAAGUUUCCCAUACAAUCCAGUUGAAGGUGGCUAAUGGCAGCAAUUUUUUUAACAUUAUGAAACUAGCUGCAAAAGCAGACUCCAUUUACGAGUUUCGGUAUGAUGUGUCACGAGCAGUGCCCUUCGUCUAUUCAAUUGGUGGUGUUGCAAAUGAUGUUGAACGUGGCUUGUAUUGGAUGCUGUACAUAUCAGGAAGAAGGGACUUUUCAAAAGAUAUUCUAGAAUUGUAUAACGGAGAUUUUCGACGAUUGAUUCCUCAACCUGGUUAUAAUUUGAUUUUCUGGAGGAGGACAAUGGAAUAACUGUUUCUGCUAGCAUGUUAAGUUUUGAUUUUUGUUGCAAAUAAAAUUUGUAGAUUAA